Messenger RNA from Ficedula albicollis (Collared flycatcher), 1019 nucleotides. It is a transcript of the gene RTF2, whose product is annotated as replication termination factor 2 domain containing 1. The record is from RefSeq and is a predicted model, not a curated record. Gene Ontology annotation, cellular component: nucleus. NCBI's taxonomy places the organism in Eukaryota, Metazoa, Chordata, Aves, Passeriformes, Muscicapidae. The transcript has 8 exons. The coding region runs from base 1 to 870 and encodes 289 amino acids. Gene Ontology annotation, biological process: site-specific DNA replication termination at RTS1 barrier; mitotic DNA replication termination.
AUGAGUGUUUUUGUUUCCCUCCAGGUUGACAAAGUUGCAGAAUUGGUGGCCAGGUGGUUCUACUGUGCCCUGAGCCAGGAGAAGCUGUGUCGGCCCAUCGUGGCCUGUGAGCUGGGCAGGUUGUACAACAAAGAUGCCAUCAUUGAGUAUUUGUUGGACAAAUCCCCUGAUAAAACCCCCAUGGAAUCUGCAUCCCAUAUCAAGAGCAUUAAGAAUGUGACAGAGCUGCAGCUGGUGGAUAACCCAGCCUGGUGUGGGGACAAGGAGAGCAUCAAGGGGGACAAGUACGACGACCUGCAGUGUGCACGCUUCAUCUGCCCCGUGGUGGGGCUGGAGAUGAACGGCAGGCACAGGUUUUGCUUCCUGAGAAACUGUGGCUGUGUGUUCUCUGAGCGUGCUCUCAAAGAGAUUAAAGCAGAAGUUUGUCACAAGUGUGGUGUUCCCUUUCAAGAGGAAGAUGUGAUUGUCCUUAAUGGCAAUAAGGAAGAUGUGGAAAUUCUGAAGAAGAGGAUGGAGGAAAGAAGACUUAAAAGUAAAUUAGAAAAGAAAUCAAAGAAAGGCAAGGCAGCAGCAGCAGCUUCUCAGCAAGAGCCCUCUGCAGGUCCUUCGAAAGCGAAGAAUGGAAAGGAUUCUGUCAAUUCCAGCUCUGGGGAAAACAGGCAGAUUAUCUUCACCAAAAGUUCAGAGAAUGGAAAUCCAUCAGUCCCAGGAAAAGUCAGUAAAGCUUCUUCCAGCAGCACCAAGAGAUCCAUUGCAGACAGCGAGGACAAGUCUGAGGCUUACAAAUCUAUUUUUACAACUCACAGCUCAGCAAAACGUUCCAAGGAGGAGUGUUCCAACUGGGUUACUCACACUGCUUACUAUUUCUGAAACUAUUUCUGCAGCAGUGAGGAGCCCCAGUGAGGCACCUAGGGCUCUGUGCUGAUCUGAUCCUGGCUGCAGUUCUCUGUUUGUAACUUGGCUAUAAACCUGUUCAUAGCUGGUGAGCCUGUGUCAGCUGCAGCUUCUGUUCCUAAGGA